AUGAAACUGAUAACGAUCCUGAGUGCAAUUGUUUUAAUCACUACCAGUGCUUGGGCCUAUUCAGACGAGUGUAUUAAAGGUCCAGAAUAUUGGUGUCGCGAUGCAAAAACAGCUGAAAAUUGCGGUGCAGUUGACCAUUGUCAAAGAACUGUAUGGAAUCAAAAAGAAGCUGACAAAAAAACCAUAACAGGCGGUCAAACAGCUGAAAUGUUAUGUAACGUUCUUGUUCAAGCUGCAAAUGAGCUCAUCAGUGAUACUUUCAUUAAUGUUAAUUCAAUGAAACAAUAUCUUCGUCAAGAAUGUGCUAAAUUACCGAGUCAAAAUAAUCUAAUCCAAAAAUGUGAAACGGCUGUCGAUCUGUAUCUUCCGGAUAUUCUUCGUCAUAUUCAAAGUGGCACCGAAAUCACAAAAAUCUGUCGCAUCAUUCAAGGACAUGAUUCACAAAGUGCUUUCGUUGCAAAACCAAAACCUACUGGUAUUACACCUAAUCAAACGUGUGUUCUCUGUGAAUUCGUUAUGCACAUGCUUCAGACAUUCGCCACUGCGAAUUCAUCAGCUCAAGAACUUGCUCAAAUUCUUGAAGACGUUUGUCAAGCUAUGCCAGCUGCUUUAAAAGAUGAAUGCAAAGCAUUUAUUGAACAAUACGGUAUCGAUCUUAUUGUUCUACUUCUCCGAGAUUUUGAUCCAGAUAAGGCGUGCCAACUUGUUAAACUUUGUCCAAAACCUAAGGAUGUUGCUUUUCUAACUGAACCGAAUCAAAGCACUUGCGGUCUUUGUGAUUACGUUUCAACGUAUUUAUCAGCCGGUUAUCCAAUUGAAAAUGUUUGUACACAUUUUUCAACAAACAAGAAUAUUAAACAACAAUGUGAAAUUCUUGCACACAUAUACAAACCAAAUUUUUGUUCACAAUUAUCUAUUUGCAACGAUGGCGUCGUUAUUCAACCAGUUGAACAGCCAAUUCAAACAACAAUCCAGAGUGCUGAAUGUUCAUUAUGCAAAUUUGUUAUCAGUUACAUCGAUACAAUUAUUCAAAACAAUAGAUCCGAAGCAGCUAUUCUUGCCGCCUUGGAAAAAGUUUGUACUAUUCUACCAGCAGCACUUAAAACCAAAUGUGAUCAAUUUGUUGAUACCUAUGGACCCAUCCUUGUUCAACUUCUUGAAAAGUAUAGUACACCAGAAGACGUUUGCGAUGCUUUGAAAUUAUGUACAAAUGGAACCGAAGCAAUAAUUCCAAUAAAAUUUGAAAAAGCAACAGCCAAUCCUGUUGAAUGUGCAUUAUGCAAAUAUAUCAUCAGUUAUGUUGAUGCAGUUAUUCAAAACAACAAAUCCGAAGCAGCUAUCAUAGCAGCAUUAGAAAAAGUUUGUACUAUUUUGCCAUCGUCACUUCAAGACAAGUGUAAACAAUUUAUUGAUACCUAUUCGACCGUUCUCGUUCAACUUAUCGAAAAAUACGGCACCCCAGAACAAGUGUGCGAUGCUUUGAAAUUAUGUACAAGUGGAACAGACGUGUCAUCUCCUCUUGAACGUAUUCAACAAAUGAAAUCGAAACAAGUCUCUCUAAACGCUCUGCAAUGUACGUUUUGUAAACUAAUCAUCGGUUACUUAGAAAGUGCAGUUCAAAACAACAGAACUCCAGCUGCUAUUGAAGCAGCGUUGGAAAAAGUCUGUAAUUAUCUACCAGCCUCACUCAAAGAUAACUGCACACACUUUGUUAAAAUAUACGGACCAAUUAUUGCAAUCCUCUUGGAGAAAAAUGCAACGGCUGUACAAGUUUGCAAUUUCAUCAAACUUUGUAACAACGGCACACAAGAUAUAGCAUCUAGUGCUACUGAUCAAGGAUUCAACAUUGAAAAAUUGUCUAUCAAAAGUGCUGAAUGUGCACUCUGCAAAUAUAUUGUCGGCUAUGUUGAUACCGUUAUUCAAAACAACAAAUCUGAAGCAGCGAUUGAAGCAGCUUUAGAAAAAGUUUGCAGUAUACUACCAUCAUCAAUUAAACCCAAAUGUGAUCAAUUUGUUGUUACAUAUGGACCUGUUCUUUUACAACUUAUCAAAACGUAUGGUACACCAGAACUAGUUUGCGAUGCUUUAAAAUUAUGCAACAAUGGAACACAACAAACAUCACCGCGUGCUCUCCUUCAAGUCUUAAAAAUCGAAAGAGUGCCGGGUUCUCCCGCCACAUGUGCACUCUGCAAAUAUAUUGUGGGCUAUGUCGAUAUCAUUAUUCAAAAUAACAAAUCUGAAGCAGCUAUUGAAGCAGCGCUAGAAAAAGUUUGCGGCAUUCUACCAGCAGCAAUUAAGCCUGCAUGUGAUCAAUUCGUUGUUACAUAUGGACCUGCUCUUUUUCAACUUAUCCAAAAAUAUGGCACACCAGACAAAGUUUGUGGUGCUUUGAAAUUAUGCAACAAUGGAACACAAACCAUGGAAUCAAUCGAUCUAAUAGAUACUGUUCCAAGUAAACCAAUAAAAGAUGAUCCUGAAUGUUCAUUAUGCAAAUAUGUAGUAUCUUAUUUGGAUCUUCUUAUUCAAAGUAAUAUCACUGCAGCAGAACUCGAAAAAGCAUUGGAAUUCGUUUGUACAAUUUUACCAUCAUCAUAUCAAAAGCAGUGCAAAACUUUUGUUGAUACCUAUGCACCUAUUCUAGCUGAACUUAUUGCUGAACUUGAUGAUCCAAAUGUUGUUUGUGUAUGGUUAACAUUAUGUCCAAAAUCGGACGACAAAUUUAUUCAAGUACCAGCAUUGAAAAUAAAUAAAUUCAAAUCGUUACCGUGUAAUUUAUGCGAAUAUAUUGUUAAUUAUCUUGAUGCAAUAAUUCAAUCGAAUUCGACUGAAACUCAAUUUGAAGAUGCUUUAGAUAAGGCUUGUAAAAUUAUACCUGUAUCACAAUUACAAUCGGAAUGUCAGACAUUAGUUCAUCUGUAUGGUGUUGAUUUAAUUAACUAUCUUGUUAGUCAUGGUGAUCCAAAAACUGUAUGUCAAAAACUUGGUAUAUGUGAUAAAUAG
This is a messenger RNA of Rotaria socialis, 3000 nucleotides long. The record is from the annotation of a GenBank genome assembly. NCBI's taxonomy places the organism in Eukaryota, Metazoa, Rotifera, Eurotatoria, Philodinida, Philodinidae.